Botrytis porri is the source of this 816-nucleotide messenger RNA. RefSeq lists its product as uncharacterized. The coding region runs from base 1 to 816 and encodes 271 amino acids. The record is from RefSeq and is a predicted model, not a curated record. Gene Ontology annotation, molecular function: acyltransferase activity, transferring groups other than amino-acyl groups. The transcript has a single exon. Lineage: Eukaryota; Fungi; Ascomycota; Leotiomycetes; Helotiales; Sclerotiniaceae.
AUGUCCACCCCCCCUCCCCCCCCCCAACAAACUCCUCAUCCAACAACCCCCCGCCCCCACCUCCACACCUGGACCCGUCACCUCCCCGCCUCCUCGCAAUCCUCCCCCUCCAUCACCCAAAUUCCCAUAUUCAAAGACUCCUGCUCCGUGCGCGAACAAGUAUUCGUCUACGAACAACGUGCCGUCCCACUCAUCCACCAUCUCGAUAACGACGAUGCGCGCUCUGUGCAUUUCGUCAUCUACGCACCUCCAAAUCCUCAUUCUCUCCUCUCAGACUCAGAUUUAGAAACCUCCCAAAUCCCCUACAUCCCAGUAGGAACACUCCGUCUACUCCCCUACCCUGACACCCUCCGGCCUCUCCCCCACACUCGCAUCGUUGCCGGAUCUCCCACCGAAGAAAUUCCACCCUCCUCAACCUUUUUCUUCCAGGCCUCUCCUACAUAUAAGAUAAAUCCCGCAACUACGUUUCACGAUGGAAUAGAGCCCUAUAUACGACUUGGUCGAUUAGCGGUUUUGAAAGAGUAUCGCGGGAAAGGGUAUGCAGACAUUUUAAUCCAAGCUGCUUUGAAAUGGGCGGGGGAGCAUCCGCGGUUUUCGGAAGAGGCGUUGAGGGAGGAGGAGAAGGGGAGGGUGCCGGAGUGGAAGGGAUUAGUGUGUUUGUAUGCGAGGGAUGUGGCGGUGAGGACGUGGGAGCGGAAUGGGUUUGUGGUGGAUGAGGGGAUGGGAAGUUGGUGGGAGGUGGGUGUUAGGAUUUUGGGGAUGGUGCAGAGGGUGAGUGUGCGGGGAGAUGGUGAGGAGAUGGAAUUACGGGAAUGA